UUUUUUUCUUCUUUUGAGCUUCAGGCCAAGGGAAACCUCUGCACUUUAUUACAUCCAUAAUAUUAUGACAAGUAUAAUAAGCAUUUUCCAUGACUUCUUCAUUGAAAAUAUCCAUAGUAAAUUUUGUUCUUCCUCCACUCCUUCUUGAUUUUUUUGCUUCUUUAUUUUUUCCAUUGUUGUUAUUUUUACCGUUUUUAUUAUUUUUCAUUUUUUUUAAAUUUUUGCUAUAAUUUUUGGCCAUUUUCUUUUUAUUCUUUCCUCGCAUUUUUUAUAUGUUCUCAAAAUAAAAAAUUCAAUAAUAAAAAAAAAUAUUAAACUUUUAUAUCAUCACAUCUAUAUGAAAAUCGUUACUAAGUACAUGGUUAUUUCAAUAGUGGUUUCUAAGGAACUUAUAUUGAUUAUAUUAAUGAUUUUAAUUUUCUUACAAUUGUAUAUUUUAAAAUAUAGAAAAAAGAAUAUGUUUAAUAAUCAUAUAAUAUCAUAUAAUUUAAUUCAUAAAUCUAAUUAAUGUUUGAAUUUUUUUUUCUCAAUUAUGAAGGAGCACUCAUUUCAAAGUAUCACAUAUUCGUUUAUUAAUUUACUUAUUUUUCAGAGAGAACAUUAUAUAUCAUACACAAACAAUAUUUUUAUCUAUAUAAUACUCUUGAACAAUUUAAUUAUUUUUUAUUAUAAUGCACGAAAACAAAAAGAAUAUAUGAAUAACAAAUAUGAUGCGAUUUUUAAAACUACGAUGCGAUUUUUAAAACUACGAUACGAUAAUCAUAUUUUUAAAUAUCGAACCAUGAAAUAGAUAUCGUUUCCACAUCGAUUAAUUAUCGAAAUAUCGAUAAUUAUUAGUAGAUCGAAGUGAACGAUCUUGAUUUUAUCUCAGUAGUGUUUUAUAUUUUUAUAGAAAUUCCAAAUAAAAUAAUAGGUCAGUAACAUGAUAUUUCUUGAUUUCUUUUAUAAUAUAAAAUAAAAUAUUCAUAAUAUAAAGUAAAAUAUUCAUAAUCUUGAAAAAGAUAUUUGAUUUUUAAACGAGGAUAAAAUUUCGAUUAUUUUGCUAUAAGAAAGAAAUAUAUGAAUAUUUUUAUAUACAUAUGAAAUUUUUACAUACAUAAUAUAAAUUGCGUUUAUCAUAAUAAUGUAAAAAAUAAAAAAAAAUUAAAAUUUAAUUAUUAUAUUUGUGAAAACAUACGUUCAAUAUUAUUAUUUCAUUUUAUGCUAUAUUAUAAUAUUUUAAAGUAGAAAUUAUAGAAUAAGAUAAAUUCAUAAUAUUUAAUCAUUAUAAGGUUUAUUUUGUUAAUUAAUAUGUCUAAUUUAAACAUAUAUCGUAUAAAUUUUAUUAAUGAAUAAAACAAAAAUAAUCAAUUUAUAGAAAAAUUAUAAUGAUUAAUAUAAAUUUCCUUAUCAUUAAAUGUAUCAUGUUAAAUGUUAUUAAAUAUAUUAGUCUUAAUUUUGAAGUAUUUUUAUAAAAUACUAAUAUGAUGUUCCAUUCAAUAAAUUGAUAUCGAAAUCUAUUCAAGCAUUAAUUUCAGAAAAGAGAACUAAAAUUAAUUUUGGAAUUGCAUUUUUAAUAUAGCUAAAGAAAUUACUAUGCAUUUACGGUUAACUCGGCCAUACUGUAGAACUAAUAGAAGAAAUGGAGGAAAGAAAAGUAGUCCGAUAAUGUUAGCGGAAUAGCAAAAUACGAUUCACGAACUAAAAUUUAUGACAUUAGAUAUACCGCUUUCUGACUAUUUAUACUUAAGACAGCAUCUGAAAAUUUCAACUCUGUUGCUCUGUCUGAUUUGAUUUAACAUAGUCUAUAUGCGAAUUGAAGUUUCAAUUGACACGGACAGAUGGAGGUUUCGCAAACUUAACUAUUGAUAGGCACGCGCAAAUCAACCGUCAAGAAGUGCCGGUAAAACAAACGCGAAAUAGUCGGAUACAAUCCUUGAUACGAGUAUCACGUUGUUGAGCAUCGUCAACGCAACAGCAGCCGUUCCUUCAUAACCCUCCAGCAUAUAUUGCUGAGUGUGGAACAAUCAGUUCAAGCGUUCCUUUUCAUACGUCGAUACCUGUACGAUAACAGGAAAUAUAAUUUUUGUGGCGUAACAAAGCAAAAGAAUAACAUGUCCACGGCAUUGUUAGCCGUGUUUGCCGUAAUCCUAUGUAUCCUGUUUAGGAUAUUAAACGUAAACAGUGCACCGCAAAAACCAUUGGUCAUCUGUCAAGAUCAAUCAUUUCUUACGACGAUCCUUAAAAUUGCACCUGUUAUCACAGAACCAUAUAAACCAACAAGAUUAUGGGGUUUCAGUGGCCAUGUACAAACCAUUGUUCACAGUAUUAUUGGACGCGUACGUUGCCCUUGGCCGAUUGGAGAACGAGUAUAUAUCGGACUUGCGGAUGAAACUACACUCACCUACGAUCUUUAUCAACCAUUGAGCAAUGAUUACGAAGAUGAUAUAACAAUUGCUAUCUGCCCUGGGAUCUGCAAUAGUUCCGAAAGUGUUUAUAUCAGAACUUUCGUGCACUUUGCACAAUGCCAUGGAUAUCGAUGUGCAGUACUUAAUCAUGUUGGAGUUCUUUCCAGUGUAAAAGUCACCGCUCCAAGAAUUUUUACCUAUGGACACACUGAUGAUUAUCAUAUGAUGCUACAGAGUUUGAUAGAAAAACAUUCAAAUACAAGAAUAAUUUGCAUUGGCUUUAGCUUGGGUGGUAAUCUUGUAACUAAGUACUUAGGAGAACGAGGAUCAAAUAAAUUAUCCAAUAUAAUUGGCGGCAUAUCUAUUUGUCAAGGAUAUAAUGCUAUCGAAGGUACGAAGUUCCUACUUAACUGGCAAAACUUUCGACGUUUCUAUCUGUAUAUAAUGACUGAAUCGGUAAAGAAUAUUAUACUUAAACAUAAAAAUAUAUUAUUAUCUGAAGAAAUUAAACAAAGAUGUAAUUUAAACGAAUGGGAUAUUAUUUCUGCUGCAACUUUACCAGAACUUGAUGAAGCUUAUACUAGAAAGGUCCACAACUUUAGAUCUGUAAAGGAAAUGUAUAAAUGGAGUAGUUCUUUGUUCUAUUUGGAUAACAUUGCAACACCUAUGGUAUUUAUUAACGCGUUAGAUGAUCCUAUUGUACCUGAUAAAUUAUUGGAACCUAUUAAGGAAUAUGCCAAAAAUCAUUCAAAUACAUUAUAUGUAGAACUUGCUCAUGGCGGACAUUUGGGAUUUUAUGAAGGUGGUCUUUUAUAUCCAAACCCCAUAACAUGGCUGGACCGUACAUUAGUAUCUCUCAUAGGAUCUCUCACACUAGCACACGCAGAUAAAUCACUGAAAACUUCUUAACGUAAUUUAAUAAUAAUCACUAUCAUCAUUAUCUUGUGAAUAAUGCAUUUUUAGCCGUCAAUCGGCAUCAUUUACAAUCUUGUUUAAAGAUUUUAUAUUCGAACUUGAUUCGAGCCUUAAGGAAUUAUAAUAACUAAAUAUUAAACAUAAAAAAUCUGAUGUAUUUCAAGAUUUUUGAAAUCGCUACAAUUGCAAAUUCAAACAAGCGAUUGAGUUUAAAUAGUAUAUUAUAUUUCUUAAGACUGUUUUAAAAAUACUUUUUGAUUGGAAAGAAUUAUUAACAAAAUUUUUAAAACGAUAGCACAACAUUUUGAUGACAAUUUAUAUUUUUUCGAUGUCCUGAUCAUUGACGCUUCAUACUCAGGGAUCUUUGAUAAGGUGGUUUGAUGAAAAGAUAUUAUCAAAAAAUCGUAUGCUAAUGAUAGUUGAUUAUAGAAUCACGUUAGAAAGAUGAAAGUUCGAUUAAUGCAAAAAAUAUCCCUCUUUAUACUUCAAUUUAAAUUCUUAAAAGUUGUAAAAACUGACGAAUUUUUUCUUUUCCCUUUUUUUUAUUUUCUUAUAAAGCUUAAAAUUAAAAAUUUUAUCAAAGAUACUGAGCGCGAUAUUUAUAAAAUAUGCAUAAUAAAGAUAACUCUGACCUCUUAAUAAUAGAACUUUCAAUUAAUAAAAUAUAGAAUGUUUCAUGUAAUUUACACAUCUGAAAUAUUUUCAUUAGUAUUAACGAUAAAAAGAAAUGCUUUAUAAGAAUUAAAAUUUGUUUGAAACAUUUUUUUAUAUCGUUAAUAUCAACAUAAAUAUGGAAGAUAAAUAAUUUAAAUGAAAUGUUCUAUAUAUUACGAUUAAAAAUAUUAUAAGUGCGUGGAACAGAGUGAAUAUAAUAAUUAAAUAAUAAAUUGAUAUACAAAGGAUUUAAUGUAAGAAUAUAAAACUGCAAGUUAUCCGAUUGGUCAAGAAAACUUAUGUUUACAUAUCCGCUUUCAAUGAUAUGGGACAGAUAUUAAUUUAUUACUUAUAUACUUAUAGAUUAUUAAUAAACUUCAUUAAUAAGAAUAUUUACGUCAAAAAAUAUCUUUCUAUAAUAAUAUUGUUUAGAAAAUAGUUGUUUAGUUAUAAAAUAAGACGUUCGUGAUUUUUUUUUCUUCAGAAUUUAUGCAAUAUAUAUUUUCAUGUUAAUGAAGUUUAUAUAACUUCUAUAUUAUAUAUUGCAUUUAAAACUGAUAAAAAACAUGGCUUUUAUUAAAUUAAAAUAUUAAUAUUUUUUUUUUUUUGUUAAUUGAUUUAUAUUACAUUAAGUCAAGUUAUAUCAUAGUUAUAUGAUGAUUUAUAAGUAAUUAUAUUAUAUAUAUAUAUAUAUAUAUAUAUAGAAACGUAUAUAAAAUUGCUAACAUUUUCGAAAUAUAAAACAAAAAAUAUUAAUUUUAUUUUUUAAUAUCUAUGACGAAAAAAUAUUGGUCCAAAUAUUCUUCAUAAACAUAUAUGUUAGAAAUAAUAAUAAAAUAUUAUAAAUAAUCAUCGAAAUAUCGGGCUGAAACAAUUUGAACACGUAAUAUAAUUUUUUAUAAAUAUCAUUUAUGAACAUCUUUAUAAAGUAAUACAAUAAGACAAUAAUGUUACUGAUGCACACACGUUUGUGCAUUGAAGUACUAGGUACGAUUACUUAAAUAGUUUAAUUAAAAUCUUAAAUUUUAAGUUAUUUAUUUCUAGAUAGAAAUUCAUCGUGGGUGCAACAGAUAGUUAUUAGAUUUCUAAUAAUGAUUAUUUUAUUAUCAUCGAUAUAUUUUGGAAUUAUAUAUUAUCAUUGUACAUAUUAGUACCAAUGAAAUUACGAAAAUAAUGAAAAUUUAUAUAUGUAGUUGAACGGAUAUUUAUAACAUAUGAUAUAACAAGCUAAUGGGAUUAAACAAAUUGUCGGAAAUGAUUGCAAAAUUGAUUAAUAUGCGUGUACAUUAAUUUUGCAAAAUUUCGACAAUUUUAUUGAUAAUAUUUUAUUUGCAAUACCAUCAUGAUUUUAACAAAUGCUUAUUUACGUAACAUGUUAUUGUCAUAUUAUUGAAAAACAAAUAACUUCUUAUAGUGAAAGGCUGAUAAAUAUUACACACAUUUUAAAAUGUGAUUAAUAAAUGAAUAUUUAUUAUAAAUCUAAGGUGCUUACACAAAAAGUGCCUUAAAUUAUGUUCUGCUAUUAUUCACUAGAAAUCUAACAUAGUGAAACUUUCUCUUCGGCCAUCAUAUUACAAUAAUUUUUAAUAGAUCCCUAUAUAAAAAAAAGAAUAUUUUUUUGUUUAAAUUUAUUUAAUGUUAUAAAUUAAUAAAAUAACAAGAAAGGAAAUUUUAAAUCUUAUUAAAAUAAUUUUGCGAGCAUUCUAUAUUUUUUUUUCUCGACAAUUUAAACAUUUCCAAUCAAUCGAUUAUAAUUUGUAACAAAAUAAGAUGUCUGCACUGAAAAUAAAUUUUUUCCACGGAUGGGUGUAUAUCUUAUAAUUUGUAUAUUUUUAUAACGAAAUUAUGAACUUUUUAUUAUCAUUUCAUUGUAAUUUUGAAGAUAUUGAAUUGAAAAUUUUGUCAUUUAUGUAAAGUAUAGUAAAAUGUAAGUAUAGAUACAAACAAUAAUUAACUUCUUAGAUAUAUAUUUAUAUACAUAUAUUGUACAUGUAUAUUGAACAAUAUUUGCACAUAAAAAUAUUCUUUAUGGGAUAUUUACAAUGAAAAUAGAAAUAAUGACGUACAAUGAUGAACAAAAACUUAAUUUUAACUUAAUGCUUAAUUGGAUCAAUUUUUGGUGACUUUUUGAUCAAGCCAGUGUAAAUCUUAUAUGUCCUAUUAUAAUUAAUUUUUUUCUGAAGAUAAUAUUUAAAAUAUUAUCAAAAAUCAUAAUUAUAAAGAAAAAGAUAUAUAGUUUAAGAUGCAAAAAAAAAGGAUAUAUGAUUUUAUAACAAAUUUUUUUAAAAAUUUCUGUUUUAUGAAAAUUUCAAAUAGCUUGAACGGAAAGUUUACCGUGGAGCGUAUGCGCAUAUCAGUUAAAAUAUUAUUUAUUUUAUAUUUUUAUAUAAGAUAUAAAAAAAAUAUGGAGUGCUAUACAAUAUUUUUUUUUAAAAACUACGAAACAAUUAUAUUAACAUUAUUUAAUACAAAUUUUUUUUCAGUUUUAAUAUUUAUUUUAUAAAGCAUUAAUAAUGAUUUCAAUAUAUUUUUGUGUAAUUACAUUUUCACAAUAUUCUAAUGAAAUAUUAUAAUUAAUAAAUAAUAAAAGAAUAAUAAAUAUA
Messenger RNA from Apis cerana (Asiatic honeybee), 6559 nucleotides. It is a transcript of the gene Hydr2, whose product is annotated as abhydrolase domain-containing protein 2. The record is from RefSeq and is a predicted model, not a curated record. Gene Ontology annotation, cellular component: sperm plasma membrane; sperm flagellum. Lineage: Eukaryota; Metazoa; Arthropoda; Insecta; Hymenoptera; Apidae. Gene Ontology annotation, molecular function: monoacylglycerol lipase activity; acetylesterase activity. Gene Ontology annotation, biological process: medium-chain fatty acid biosynthetic process; sperm capacitation; medium-chain fatty acid catabolic process.